AUGUCCUUCGCAAAGUUUUUCAAGCAACCGCCAAUGCAAGCGACGCUGGACAAUAACGAGAAUGAAGAAGACGCCCAGGAUAAAGAUGUGCCGCUUCCGGACGCCUACAAUCCGAAAGACUACGAAAACUUGGCCGUUUCCGCUGAGCUGAAAACCCUCUUCAAACUCAUAAACAGUUACACGCCGCAAACGAUCGAACUGGAUAACAAGCUCAGACCGUUCAUCCCGGACCUCAUCCCAGCUGUCGGGGACAUUGACGCCUUCAUCAAGAUCCCACCACCCGACAAUAAUGAUGAUUUUCUCGGUCUCAAAGUCUUGGAUGAACCCUGUGCGAAACAAAGUGAUCCCACUGUUCUCAAUAUGCAGCUCAGAGCCACCACAAAACAGUCUUCGGCUAAGACUGCUGCAUUGUUGGUUAAGUGUCUCGAGGACGCUCACGAGCAUCCGAAACAGAUUGAAGAAUGGGUGACCUCGAUCGAGAAACUUCACCAGAGUCGCCCGACCCCCACCGUUCAUUAUUCUCGUCCUAUGCCGGAUGUCGAGUCACUGAUGCAAGAGUGGCCACCCGAGGUGGAGGAGGCUCUGAAGACACUUUCGUUACCUUCAGCAAAAUUGAAUUGCUCCCUAGAGGAAUACGUUAACAUCAUCAUGGCCAUCUUGGACAUUCCGGUCUACAAGAACAAGCUCCAUUCGCUCCAUGUCCUCUUCACGCUUUAUUAUGAGUUCAAGAACAGUCAGCACUUCCGAGCUCUGGCGAUGGACAAUCGCAUCGAUAACGCCUUGAAAGCGCUGACGAUGGACCCUUCGGAUCGUUUGGUGCUCUGA
Messenger RNA from Galendromus occidentalis (western predatory mite), 825 nucleotides. RefSeq names its product intraflagellar transport protein 46 homolog. Gene Ontology annotation, cellular component: intraciliary transport particle B; motile cilium; microtubule organizing center. Gene Ontology annotation, biological process: intraciliary transport; cilium assembly. Lineage: Eukaryota; Metazoa; Arthropoda; Arachnida; Mesostigmata; Phytoseiidae. The transcript is spliced from 7 exons. Bases 1 to 825 code for a protein of 274 amino acids. The record is from RefSeq and is a predicted model, not a curated record.